UUAUAAUCAGGUAAUUGCUCGUGUGCUCGCGCGACGGUGCAGCAGCGGGUUUCUGGCUGUAUUACAGAAGUAUAACGGCGCCCAAAACCAACCGGAGACAAAUAAUAACAGCUUAGUUCGGACAUCUGGUUUAUUACCCAUCAGUAGCGGUUACCUGCCGGAGUCUGCAGCCAUGAAUCCACCAGACGGCAGACACGAAACAAACCCUCCAGAGCACUACAUGCCCCAAUCUUCAUCAUCCUCAGUGGGAGGAGGAGGAGGUGGAGGAGGAGGUGCAGGGAGUGGCUUGUAUUUGGAUGCAUAUGAGGUCUCCUUUCCCCUGGAGGAGAGUAUAGAGCGCCCGCCAGUCUAUCACAUGCACCACGGCCAGCAGAUGAUGGAAGAGCAAGUGGUGCAGGAGCCUCCUCACUCGCAGUACAGCCCUUUCAUCCUGAUUUCCAACCUGCGGGCGCACCUGUACGUCUCUCUGGAGAAGAACGCCUGGCUGCAGAAGCGCAUCGAGGAGCUGGAGGAGGAGCGAAACUUCCUGCGCUGCCAGCUGGACCGCUUCAUCGUCAGCAUGAGGAGCCCAGACGGUGAGCAGCAGAGAGGGGCGGGCCGGGGCCGGCUGGAGUGGGACUCACUGAGCCGGCUACUGUUGUUGUGCUCAGUGAAUGAGUGGUGUGGAGACGCCCACCGCGGCGUGAAAGUCCAGCCCGCCAGCUCCCCACCUCCGCCCUCCCCCAUGACCACCAGGUCUGGGAUGACCCUGAAGCGCCUGCAGGGCUCGGGCCCUCGGACCCGCCGGAACAUUGCCAUCCCAGUCAAGCAGGAGUUUCAUCUUGAAGAAGACAAAUAUUACACCGAGGACGAGUACGUGGAGGAAGAAGAGGAGGACGAGGAGGAGGAAGACGAGGACUCGGCAGUGGAAAAGGGCUCCAAGAAGAAGGGCAGAGGGCGAUCCAGCGGGGAGCCCAGGAUGAAGAUGAGGAGAAUCUUCAGGAUCACACACGGGAGGGAGAGACAAAGAGUUAAGGACCCUGAUGGGGUUUUGAUCCGAUAUAAGAAGAUCCUGACCACAUACCAGCGGGUCAGGAGCAUGUCCCGGGCCUUCCAGAUCCACGGCGUGGACCGAAACACCAUGGCCUCCACCUCCCCCAUCGCAGAGCUGCUGCUGGUGGCCCCGGAGAAGGUGACCGAAGUCGGAGAGUUCGAGGCCUCGAAGGAGAAGCUUCUGGAUUACGCCCGGCGGUGUUACAAGACCAUGGACGAUGAGACGCACACCAAAGUCCAGAGCAUGAAGAAGACUCACAAGCUGCUGCCUAUCUCCUACAGGUUCAGGAACUGAAGGGGGGGUUAAAGGUCAGACAGGGGAGAGGUUUCCUCUACAUGUAUGCAGGUUUUUCUGCUACAUAUUUUCAUUUUUGCCUUUGAAAAAGAAGAGAAAUAGACUUUUUGUGUUUGUGGUUUGCACAGUCUGAAGCUGCUUCUUCUUUAGAAAGUAAAUGAGGUCCCACAUUGACAUAGUUCUGGGAUGUACAUUUUCAUUUUAAAGAGGCUUGAAUUUGAAGUUAUCCAAGUUUCAUUCCACACUGAAAAUGUGUUUGAAUGUAUAGUUUGUCAUUCAGAGCACCAGUUUAUUUUUUAAUAAGUCUGAUAUUUAAGUUAAAGUAAUCUAAUUAAUUGAAAUUGAAGUAUUACUGUUGAUAUGAUUGUGAAGGAUGGUGUACUGUGACCCUGAAUUACCUUAAAAGUGUUUAAAGUUCUUUGGUUGUGAGUGAGUUGUGAUGGAAAA
Molecule: messenger RNA, 1774 nt
Organism: Menidia menidia (Atlantic silverside)
Lineage: Eukaryota; Metazoa; Chordata; Actinopteri; Atheriniformes; Atherinopsidae
Source: the annotation of a GenBank genome assembly